CUAUCGCGCCUGCGCCAGCGCUGCUGGAGAGUUUGGGGCAGUGUCUGCUCGUGCCGGGUGAUGCUAGGCGGCUCCCUCCGCUCCAGGCUGUUGGGAGGUGUGGGUGGUAGUCGCGGGCAGUUCGGGGCGCGGGGUGUCUGCGAAGGUGGCGGAGCCAUGGCGGCAGGGGAGAGCAUGGCUCAGCGGAUGGUCUGGGUGGAUCUGGAGAUGACAGGAUUGGACAUUGAGAAGGACCAGAUUAUUGAGAUGGCCUGUCUGAUAACUGAUUCUGAUCUCAACAUUUUGGCUGAAGGUCCUAACCUGAUAAUAAAACAGCCAGAUGAGUUACUGGACAGCAUGUCAGAUUGGUGUAAGGAGCAUCAUGGGAAGUCUGGCCUAACCAAAGCAGUGAAGGAGAGUACAAUGACAUUGCAGCAGGCAGAAUACGAGUUUCUAUCCUUUGUACGACAGCAGACUCCUCCGGGGCUCUGUCCACUUGCAGGAAAUUCAGUUCACGCAGAUAAGAAGUUUCUGGACAAAUAUAUGCCCCAGUUCAUGAAACAUCUUCAUUAUAGAAUAAUUGAUGUGAGCACUGUUAAGGAACUGUGCAGACGCUGGUAUCCAGAAGAAUAUGAAUUUGCACCAAAGAAGGCUGCUUCUCACAGGGCACUCGACGACAUUAGUGAAAGCAUCAAAGAACUUCAGUUUUACCGAAAUAACAUCUUCAAGAAAAAAACAGAUGAAAAGAAGAGGAAAAUUAUGGAAAAUGGGGAAAAUGAGAAGACUAGAGAACAGAAGGGAGAGAGAGAGAAACAUGGAUGUGAGAGAGAAACACCAAUCAGCUGCCUUCUGCAUACACCCCAACGGGGGAUCAAGCCUACAAUCUGGGCAUAUGCGUCGACCAGGGAUCAAACCAGCAGCCUUUCAGUUACGGGAUGAUGCUUCAACCACCUAGCCAUGUUGGCUACAGCGAGUUGUAUUGGAUAUUAGCCCCUUAUCAGAUAUAUCAUUGGCAAAUAUGUUCUCCCGUUCAGUGGGUUGUCUUUUUAUGUUGUUGAUGGUUUCCUUUGCUGUGCAAAAACUUUUUAGUUUGAUGUAGUCCUAUUUGUUCAUUUUAUCUUUUGUUUCCCUUGCCUGAGGAGAUAUAUCAGAAAAAAUAUUGCUGUAAGAAAUUUCCAAGAUUUUACUGCCUAUGUUUUUUUCCAGGAUUUUUAUGGUUUUGAGUCUAAUGUUUAAGUCCUUAGGCAAUUUUAAGUUUAUUCUUUAAAAUUUUUUUCUAUUUAUUGAUUUGAGAGAGAGAGAAACAUCAAUUUGUUGUUCUCCUUAUUUGUACAUUCAUUGGUCAAUUCUUGUAUGUGCCCUUGCUGGGGAUCAAAUCCAAAACCUUGGUGUAUUGGCACAAUGCUCUAACAGACUAAUCUACCUGGCCAGGAUUAAAUUAUUUUAAUUUUUAAUUAUUAUAUUUUAUUUUCAUAAGUACACCAAUUAAAAAAAUUACAUAUACAAGCUCAAGAUUAUUAUAAAACCAAAUGCUUAAUUCCAUUACAGACUGCUUUGGGUUAAAAAGCUAUGUUUUGCAUUUACAUAUGGAUUGUCUACUUGGAAGAAACUAUUAGCAAUUGUUUGUUUUUUGUAUUUAUCAGAAACAUUCUUAAUAUCUCAAUUUCUUUGGAACCUUGAUGACCAGAAUUGAGGAAAUUUGCCAUUUCCAAACUCUAAAGGUAGCCUACCGUUGUAUACAUUUAAUUUUGCCACUAAUAAAUCAUCUGACUCUGGACAAGUAUAUA
Molecule: messenger RNA, 1766 nt
Organism: Artibeus jamaicensis (Jamaican fruit-eating bat)
Lineage: Eukaryota; Metazoa; Chordata; Mammalia; Chiroptera; Phyllostomidae
Gene: REXO2
Product: RNA exonuclease 2
Exons: 8
Coding region: 61-918 (285 amino acids)
Cellular component (GO): mitochondrion
Molecular function (GO): nucleic acid binding; 3'-5'-RNA exonuclease activity
Source: RefSeq, a predicted model, not a curated record